UGAGCACUCCUGUCGCUGAUUGGCCAGUAAACACUUACAACUGCCACUGGUUUGUGAAUGAGAGACACUUCACUGUUUAUUUUUGUUUCUGUGGGUUAACAACAACAACUAAAAGAAACAUGGCAGGAGAGGAAUACACGUUGGAGCCAACUUUUUCUUUUAGUCCUCUUCCCUCCAAGAAGCUCUCCUUCCUACAGGACAAAGACACUUUACAACUGUUGAUGAAAUGGUCCAUGCUGGGGAGGAUUUCAGCUCAGUGUUUCAGCUUUGACCAGUGCUUUCAGCCUCACAACAGUGAAGAGUUUGCACUGUGUUUCUUCAGAGAUCCCAACGUGGUAUCCAGUCUGAGGAGGAUUGAGGUCGGAGCCUGGGUGCCUCUUGACAAGCCGGUGAUGCGUGUGGACGUGGAACCGGUGCCGUGCACUAAGGUCUCCAUGGAGCUGUUUGACCCAAUCUACUCUUGUGGGAUCCUGAGGCCCUCUGGACAUGUAGUUAAAUGCUUUCAUGAUGUCUACCCCGACUAUGAUGAGCUCAGACAGAUGUUGCAGGAGGAGGACUCUGAGCACUACUAUGUGGUCGGGAGAGAGGAGCGAGGAGAGCUUCUGUUUCGCCUCUUCAAGCACCUGUGUUUAGGAGGAGAGCUCUGUCAGUAUGAAGACGCCAUCCAGCCUUACAUCAGCACCACAAAGCACAUCUACAAAGACCUGAUCAGCGUUCAGAAGGAUCCAGAGACUAAGAAGAUCAGUGUUGUCUCCACAGUCCUCAAAGUCCUGGCCUAUGAUGAGUCUGGGCGAUGUUACCCUGGCGAACGAGAGGAGGAGCAGACGUUUGCCUAUUUGAUUGUCGACCCCUUCAAACGACACAUGACUUUGUUCCACCACCGCUACGGAGUAGGAAACUUCAAUCUGUGACGGCGAAGAACUGGAAGUUGUCUUGUAGAUAUCGGCAGAUUCCUGGUGGGCAUGUGUAUGUAGAAGCUCAGACUGGGAGCUGUACCCAGAAAUCAUUUGUACACAAUCAAUUCCCAGUAGACUUGCAUAGGAGAAGGGUUCAUUAUUUUUGUUCUAUUAAAAUAUGUCAAAAAAUAAGCAGCUUUAAAGGUC
Molecule: messenger RNA, 1103 nt
Organism: Sebastes umbrosus (honeycomb rockfish)
Lineage: Eukaryota; Metazoa; Chordata; Actinopteri; Perciformes; Sebastidae
Gene: cfap300
Product: cilia and flagella associated protein 300
Exons: 7
Coding region: 120-911 (263 amino acids)
Source: RefSeq, a predicted model, not a curated record